GAGGACAUCCGCUUGUCUUGCAGUCAACAAGAAGAGGGAACUGUGAGGCAGAAGCGAAAGUCUGAAUCUCCAGGCCAUAAAACAGUGAAGAAGACUAAGCAGAGUGUGGUAGUACCAUUUCGUGGCAACAGCCACAAAUCCCGAAAAGGGAAGAGUUAUGGUAGCGACAAGGAAAAUGCAGAACCCCUCAUCAAGGAGUGUUCUCUUUCAUCUUCAAAAGGCAUGGAAUCCCUCCCUAUUGCACAGGAGACCAUUGCCAAAACUCCUUUGCAUCUUCAGGGAAAACAUGUGGCACGAACCCAUACAAGCAUAUUAAAGCGUACUGCACAAGAGAAGCUGAAGAAGGCUGUACGUAGGAGCUCACACCGUGGAAAGCCCACACAGAAA
This is a messenger RNA of Darwinula stevensoni, 387 nucleotides long. Lineage: Eukaryota; Metazoa; Arthropoda; Ostracoda; Podocopida; Darwinulidae. The record is from the annotation of a GenBank genome assembly.